Colletotrichum godetiae is the source of this 570-nucleotide messenger RNA. RefSeq lists its product as uncharacterized. The transcript is spliced from 2 exons. The coding region runs from base 1 to 570 and encodes 189 amino acids. NCBI's taxonomy places the organism in Eukaryota, Fungi, Ascomycota, Sordariomycetes, Glomerellales, Glomerellaceae. The record is from RefSeq and is a predicted model, not a curated record.
AUGUCGACCGAAGCCUCCACUUCACGGGGACGAGAUGUCGGUCCAGCAUACGACCGGGAUGCUAUCGUCGGAAGCAUCAAGCGAUGCUAUGAACUCAUUGCCAAGAUGGUCUCGACCGGACCUGAUCACAUCACAUACCCCCCGCAAGGAGGCUGGGGUGACAAUAUCAUCCCCCUCGAGAAGCUGCGACGCCUUGGCUUCAACGACGUGACGAUUAACCUGGUGCGGCAUCUUCCGUAUGUCACCAGUCACCGACCGAUGUUCCCGUCCACCCAGACCAUCAACUAUUUUAAGAAUGGUCUUAGUGGUUCCGACGAGAAAUAUCAACUCGAAGAUCCCAAUUCUGUUGGACUCUGGCCACUGCUAGAAGGAAGAAUCCCACAAGACAUACUCCCACUAUCCAAACCGCUGAGAGGAGACAGACUAGGAAUCUGGUGGUUACUCGAUACCAACACAGACGAUCUCACUGCUCAUGACACAUAUACUUCAAGACCUGUGGAGGAGAUCCCAGAAGACGAGCAAUGGCGCGCGGCGAGACCCGUGCACGCCGUUACGUAUUUCGAUGGCUAA